AUACAAUAUCGUAGAUGGCGCCAGAUAACAUAUGGUCACCCUAAUAAAAACGUCUUAUUAAAUAUAUCGAUACUAUCGUAAAAAUAGUUUGGUGUGAAUAUUUUGCGACAAUUAGGUCACACUCGUUGUUUUUUGUUGCAGACGUUCGUUUCGUCUUGUUUUUUCGUGUCCGUUUAUAUCGCUCCGUUUGUAUGUUUCGUGUCGUGUGCCUCAUCUUCGCAGGCUGCUUUGGUUAACAAAUAGUGUGCAAUACAAGUGCAAUAUUAAUUAAGUAAUAAUAUAAACGCAAAUGUAUAUACAGUGGAUAUAUACAUAUGCGAGUGCAAUACAAACGAAUGACCAUGUUAUAGCCAUACAAAAUACAUAAAAAAAAAAAAAAAAAAAAAAAACAUAAAACACCCCUCUUUGUACCAUAACCUCCCUAACCUACAAAAAAAAAAGCAAAACAAAAAUCUGCGAAACCUUCGACAAUCAUUGAGUUUUACUGUACUUGAAAAAUGGACUGUGCCACGCGAAAACAACAACAAUUACGGGCACAUCAUCAGCAGCAACAAAUACAAAGACAAACACAUGGACGAAAGAGGCGGCGAUUACAACAACAAAACUGUUACCAACAACAGCAAUAUGUGUGGCUUGUUGUUGGCAUUUUGACAAUUUUUUGGACUCAGCACACAAAUGCCGCUGAUCUGGUGAUUAAUGUACCAAAUGCGAGCAGCAAUGACAACGCCUUCUACAGGAUCGACUAUAGUCCGCCCUUUGGCUUUCCAGAGCCAAACACCACAAUCCCGGCCAGCGAGAUUGGCAAGGACAUCAAGUUCUCCAGAGCUCUGCCGGGAACGGAGUACAACUUUUGGCUGUACUAUACAAAUUCCACGCAUCAAGAGCUGCUUACCUGGACGGUGAAUAUAACAACAGCUCCUGAUCCUCCAGCUAAUCUGAGCGUUCAACUGCGCUCCAGUAAGAGUGCCUUUAUAACGUGGCGACCGCCGGGUACUGGUCGAUAUUCGGGAUUUCGGAUCCGAGUGCUGGGACUCACGGAUCUGCCCUUUGAACGUAGCUAUACGCUGGAUGGCAACGAAACGCUGCAGCUUUCGGCCAAAGAACUAACCCCCGGUGGAAGUUACCAGGUUCAGGCCUACUCCGUUUAUCAGGGCAAGGAAUCGGUGGCCUAUACGAGUCGCAACUUCACCACAAAACCCAACACUCCGGGCAAGUUCAUCGUUUGGUUCCGGAAUGAGACCACAUUGCUGGUGCUGUGGCAACCACCAUUUCCUGCUGGAAUCUACACUCACUACAGGGUAUCCAUAACACCGGACGAUGCCAUACAGAGUGUAUUGUAUGUGGAACGGGAAGGAGAGCCUCCGGGACCGGCUCAGGCGGCUUUCAAGGGUCUUGUUCCCGGCAGGGAAUACAAUAUAUCGGUGCAAACGGUUUCCGAGGAUGAAACAUCAUCGAUACCGACCACAGCCAGAUAUUUAACCGUACCAGAACGUGUCCUGAAUGUCACAUUCGAUGAGGCCUAUACCACAUCGAGUUCCUUUCGCGUGAGAUGGGAUCCACCGCGAACGUAUAGUGAAUUCGAUGCCUACCAGGUGAUGCUCUCCAUGUCGCGAAGGAUAUUUAAUGUUCCGCGUGCAGCGGAAGGCGAGUCGGUAUACUUUGAUUAUCCAGAUGUCCUGGAACCGGGACGCACCUAUGAAGUGGUGGUCAAGACGAUAGCAGACAAUGUGAAUUCAUGGCCAGUCAGCGGAGAGAUAACAUUGCGUCCACGUCCAGUUCGUAGUCUGGGCGGAUUCCUCGAUGAUCGCAGUAAUGCCCUGCACAUUUCCUGGGAACCGGCGGAAACAGGCCGACAGGAUGCCUACAGAAUAAGCUACCAUGAGCAGACCAAUACAAGCGAGGUGCCGCCACUAUUUCCAGUUGUCACCGAAUCCCAGAUCACCACGAAUCUCACGGAGUACACACUGGAUUCGCUGUUGGCAGGACGUCGCUAUCUGAUUUCUGUCCAGGCAUUGUCUAAAGGUGUCGCCUCCAAUGCCAGCGAUAUCAUACGCUAUACACGUCCAGCAGCGCCAUUAAUCCAGGAAUUGAAGAGCAUCGAUCAGGGUCUCAUGCUUAGCUGGCGGAGUGAUGUGAACUCUCGUCAGGAUCGUUAUGAGGUGCACUAUCAGCGUAAUGGAACGCGCGAGGAGCGCACAAUGGCCACCAAUGAGACGAGUUUAACGAUUCACUAUCUACAUCCUGGAUCAGGUUACGAGGUUAAGGUGCAUGCCAUCAGCCAUGGGAUCCGAAGUGAACCGCAUUCAUAUUUCCAGGCAGUCUUUCCCAAACCGCCACAGAAUCUCACCCUGCAGACAGUGCACACGAAUCUGGUGGUUCUCCAUUGGCAAUCACCGGAGGGCAGUGAUUUUAGUGAAUAUGUGGUUCGCUAUCGUACGGAUGCUUCUCCCUGGCAGCGGAUUGCCGGAUUGCAUGAGAACGAGGCAAGAAUCGAGGAUAUGCACUAUGGCGAACGUUAUCUGGUGCAGGUGAACACCGUUAGCUUUGGCGUUGAGAGCCCACAUCCGCUUGAGCUGAAUGUGACGAUGCCACCGCAACCGGUUUCUAAUGUGGUGCCAUUGGUGGAUUCACGUAAUCUCACCCUGGAAUGGCCCAGGCCCGACGGGCAUGUAGAUUUCUACACGCUCAAAUGGUGGCCAACCGAUGAUGCCGAUCGUGUGGAGUUCAAGAAUGUUAGCCAACUGGACGACUUAAGCUCACCCAGCGUAAGGAUACCUAUUGAAGAACUAUCCCCAGGUCGUCAGUAUCGCUUUGAAGUACAAGCCAGUUCCAAUGGCAUUCGUUCCGGAACUACUCAUCUUUCCACACGCACCAUGCCACUUAUCCAAUCCGAUGUCUUUAUUGCGAAUGCUGGACAUGAGCAGGGUCAGGACGAAACUGUGACCCUUAGCUACACACCCACUCCAGCGGAUAGCACUCGAUUCGAUAUAUAUCGCUUUUCUAUGGGUGAUCCAAAGAUCAAGGAUAAGGAGAAACUGGCCAACGAUACGGAACGUAAGUUGAGUUUCUCGGGAUUGACCCCAGGAAAGCUGUACAACGUUACCGUUUGGACAGUGAGUGGAGGAGUGGCCAGUUUGCCAGUCCAGCGGUUAUAUCGCCUGCAUCCGCUGCCCAUCAGUGACUUAAAGGCCACUCAGGUGGCUGCCCGUGAGAUCAGUCUACAAUGGACAGCUCCUGCUGGAGAAUAUACCGAUUUCGAACUGCAGUAUUUAAGUGCUGAUGAGGAGGCACCACAAUUGCUCCAGAAUGUGACCAAAAAGUCUGAGAUUACGCUGCAGGGCUUGCGUCCGUAUCAUAAUUAUACAUUUACCGUGGUGGUGCGAGCUGGUUCCACCCUGGGCGCCGAUUCGGAUGUUUCAGGCAGUACAUUGAUGCGUAGCAGUGCUCCCAUAUCGGCGAGCUAUAAAACGCUGGCUGCACCACCCGGAAAGGUGGACUACUUCCAACCGAGUGAUGUGCAGCCCGGUGAGGUGACCUUCGAAUGGAUUCUGGAAGCCGGCGAACAGCAUGGACCCAUUGACUAUUUCCGCAUUAUAUGCCAGAAUGCCGACGAUGCAGCUGAUGUGUCAAGUUAUGAAUUCCCGGCGAAUGCUACGCAGGGCAGAAUUGGAGGUUUGGUACCUGGCAACCAGUAUAUAUUCCGUAUCCAAGCGAAAUCUUCGUUGGGUUUUGGAGCCGAAAGGGAACACAUUCAAAUAAUGCCCAUACUGGCACCUCCUGUCCCAGAACCCAGUGUAACACCCUUGGAAGUUGGCAGGACGAGUAGCACCAUAGAGAUCAGUUUCCGUCAAGGUUACUUCUCCAAUGCCCAUGGCAUGGUGAGAUCCUAUACGAUAAUCAUAGCUGAAGAUGUGACCAAGAAUGCGUCCGGUUUGGAGAUGCCCAGUUGGCAGGAUGUCCAGGCAUAUACCGUGUGGUUGCCCUACCAAGCAAUAGAGCCAUACAAUCCCUUCCUCACCAGCAAUGGCAGUAGAAGAAACACUCUGGAAGCGGAGCAUUUUACGAUAGGAUCAGCCAACUGCGAGAAACACCAGGCGGGCUAUUGCAAUGGUCCACUGAGGGCUGGAACGACGUACAGGAUUAAGGUGCGUGCCUUUACGGACGAGGAUAAGUUCACGGAUACGGCGUAUAGUUCUCCGAUAACGACCGAACGUAGUGAUACCGUAAUAGUGGCUGCCACCAUGGCGGCGGUGUUGCUGGUGGCAAUGGUGCUAUUGGUGGUAUAUUGUCAGCAUCGCUGCCAAUUGAUACGGCGUGCCUCCAAGUUGGCCCGCAUGCAGGAUGAGCUGGCCGCCUUGCCCGAGGGUUACGUCACACCUAAUCGUCCGGUUCAUGUAAAAGAUUUCGCCGAACACUACAGACUCAUGUCGGCCGAUUCGGAUUUUCGUUUUAGCGAGGAAUUCGAGGAACUGAAGCAUGUGGGACGCGAUCAAGCUUGCAGCUUUGCCAAUCUACCCUGCAAUCGGCCCAAGAAUCGAUUCACCAAUAUCCUGCCCUUUGAUCAUUCGCGUUUUAAGCUCCAGCCGGUGGACGAUGACGAUGGUUCGGAUUAUAUUAAUGCGAACUAUAUGCCGGGACACAAUUCCCCGCGUGAAUUCAUCGUCACCCAGGGACCAUUGCAUUCCACACGCGAGGAGUUCUGGCGUAUGUGCUGGGAGAGUAAUUCACGGGCCAUUGUCAUGCUAACGCGAUGCUUCGAGAAGGGACGUGAGAAGUGCGAUCAAUAUUGGCCCGUCGAUCGGGUGGCCAUGUUCUACGGGGACAUCAAAGUGCAGUUGAUUAUUGACACGCACUUCCACGACUGGAGCAUAUCAGAGUUUAUGGUCUCAAGGAAUUGCGAAUCGCGGAUAAUGCGGCAUUUCCAUUUCACUACAUGGCCGGACUUUGGAGUUCCAGAGCCGCCGCAAUCGCUGGUGCGCUUUGUACGCGCCUUCCGCGAUGUCAUUGGCACCGAUAUGCGUCCCAUUAUCGUCCAUUGCAGUGCAGGAGUGGGCAGAUCGGGCACGUUUAUAGCUUUGGAUCGUAUACUGCAGCACAUUCACAAGUCAGAUUACGUUGACAUCUUUGGCAUCGUAUUUGCCAUGCGAAAAGAGCGCGUUUUCAUGGUGCAGACGGAGCAGCAGUAUGUGUGCAUCCAUCAGUGUCUGCUGGCGGUGCUGGAGGGCAAGGAGCAUCUGCUGGCCGAUUCACUCGAGCUACAUGCCAACGAUGGUUAUGAAGUGACUAAAAUUUACUUAGAGCGCCAGCCGCAAACCAAAAUGGGAACCUUGCCCAUAAGAGCUUCUUUGGCCAGGGCCGAGGAACUGGAUGCUGAUUUAAUCGCUGACAAGGAUCAGGACGAAGAUGAGGAGCAGGAGCUGCAAAAGCAGAAGCAGCAGUUGACCAAGGAAGAGAAUCACAAGACUAGCCAUGAUGAUGAUCAUCAUCAUAAUAAUGAUGAUGACGAUGAUGAAGAGGAAGAUGAGGAUGAGGACGAUGAUGACCAGCAGCCGUUAAACAAUGAAACAACGGCCACUUUAUCAUCGGCCAGCUGUAGUAGCAGCACUCAGGAUGUUCAUGUGGUUAUCCAGGAGGCCAUAGAGCAGCAUCCCAAACAAGAUCAGGAAAGAAUCUGCACUGGCACAAAGGCCACGGCCAUCCAUUCAGACACUGACACUGACACAGACGACGACGACGACGACGAGGAGGCCAAGGAUGGGGCUGUUGCCGAUGAGGAUGGCUGGUGGUAUUGAUAGAAAAGUCGACUUUUUUCUAGAUGACGAGGGCAUAGCUGAGACGGGAAUCUGAGGAUGCUCUUGCUGUGCUGUUUUUGGGGAAUAUCUACAUAAAGAUAUAUAUAUAUAGUUAUUUUUUUUAUACAUAUACUGUACGUAAAAUCUGCCUGUGAUGUGCUGGAUGUGAUUUGUCUACAAAAUGGCAUUUGGAGUUGCUGUCAAAUGAGUUGAGUUUUGUGGCCUUUAUCCUGCCAAGUCGGUUUGGGAGAAAAGGCCUCAAGUUUUGGCCUGUGCCAUUUAUGCGCGUGUACGCUGUACCGCCUGUUUGCCAUAGAGCUAAGCUAGCUAGCCCGCUUAUUUAAUGUGUAAUGCCGCCAAAAUUAGACCAAACCAACAAGAGCGUAAACUUAAGCUUCAGGUGUAAUAAUCUAUUACCUAUUUUAUACUAUUUUAUCAAUACACCUGUACCUAUUAUCUACUAUAUAUAUAUAUAUAUAUCACUAUUAUUACUAUUACUAUUUUGCUCUUUGCGUGUUGUGUAUAGAAAUUUGUAAAUUUGUUUCCAUUAUUUUUUUUUUUUUAUAUAUAUAUAUAAUGUGUGCGCGUCGAUCGAUAUUAUAUGGACUAUAUUUACGAUUACUAUUAAUUCUAAAAACGAUUGUGUAUUAUUUUUAUUAUUAUUAUAGUUAUAGUUAUAGUUACUUUAUAUCGAUAGACUUUAGUCCAUGAUUAUUAGUCAGCGAAAUGUUGGCUCUAACUGCAUUGCAGCUUUCCACAGCUUGCUCUUUGGCCAUUAAUCUGUCUCGAAUUAUAAUUAUAUAUGUACCACAUAUAUGCGAUUCCAUUGGAUCUGGCCAGGGCAGCAAUUUAGCAAUUUGUAACAUUUUGUGCAGUUAAAGUUAUUAGCAUUUAUUUUUAUUGUAUUUAAUUAUUUUAUUUUUAUAAAUGUGCAUCUACACAAGAUCAAUAAAUUUCUAUUGAGAACAUGAACGAACAAAAAAAAAAAAAAA
Drosophila eugracilis is the source of this 6784-nucleotide messenger RNA. RefSeq names its product tyrosine-protein phosphatase 10D (gene Ptp4E). Gene Ontology annotation, molecular function: protein tyrosine phosphatase activity; protein binding. Gene Ontology annotation, biological process: protein dephosphorylation. The coding region runs from base 498 to 5792 and encodes 1764 amino acids. NCBI's taxonomy places the organism in Eukaryota, Metazoa, Arthropoda, Insecta, Diptera, Drosophilidae. The transcript has 12 exons. The record is from RefSeq and is a predicted model, not a curated record.